AUGAGGAUAGUGAUAGAGGUGGAUGUGAGUGCGGAGGAGAUUCCUCUCGCGACGCAUCUAUUCAGCGCCCUCAGGGCAAUUGCGGACGAUGUGCGCGCGCGCAAUUUGCGCCCCGUGUUCGAGGCGCUGAUUGCGCGCCUGCGCGACCCCGCGGAACUUGAUUCGGUUGCGCGGGACGUGCGCACGCUGCUGGGGGAAGGCGCAGGAGUGGGGGAAUCAGGGGAGAAAGGGGGCGUGCGGGGAAGUGGGGGCGGGAGCAAGAGCGGAAGCGGAAACGGGGAAGAGAAAGAAGGGGCCGCGGAUGGGGCGAAGGCCAAUGAGGACCCCCUGGAUGCGUUCGUGGCAGCGUUCCUGCACGUGGUGUUUGAAACAGACCUGCUGGCUCAGAAGAUCAGCGUUGUGCCCUUCAUGCGUCUAGUGCCCAGUGCGGUGAGUGUGGCAGCGUUCCUGCACGUGGUGUUUGAGACGGACCUGCUCGCUCAGAAGCUCAGCGUCGUGCCCUUCAUGCGCCCCGUGCCAUGGUUACCCGACACGGCAAAGGUCAAGAUGAGAGACACGCUUAUCCCCAAGAUCCUCAAGUUCCUGACGAUAAAGCGGCCGCCCGACGCCAGCCGGGCGGAGUUCUUUGUCCAUGCUGAGGCGUUUGCCGCCCUCGUGCACCUCGAGUUUGUCUCCAUUCAGGGCGCCGUCACCACCAUCCUCACAUUGCUGCGCAAGCCAGACAACCGCUGUGCUGCAGUGACCAUGCUGGGGAAGACUGUCGAGCUCUGCGCUCCCCAGCUAGUGGCUCAGGGCGACCCGGGAAAAAUGGAGGAGUUGAGGAAAGCAGUCCUGGGACUCAAGGAAGAGGCUUUCUGUCGACUCAAAACUGGAGGAGCUGCGGAAAGCAGUUUUGGGACUCAAGGAAGAGGCUUUGUGGUGAGAGGGGGAGGGAAGAAAAGGGGUGGGGGUGAGGGGGGGUAUGGGUAUUUGGUGCCAUCUCACCAACACCCACCGCCUCUGCCGCUCCCAUCCUCCCCUCCCAUCCUCCCCUCCCAUCCUCCCCUCCCAUCCUCCCCUCCCAUCCUCCCCUCCCAUCCUCCCCUCCCAUCCUCCCUCUCUCCAUCCAGCUACGAUGUCAAUUACGUGAGGGACAGCCUCGGUUGGACAGACAACCCAAUCGCCACCUCUCCUGCUCCUGCCGCUACAGCCGCUCCUCCCGCCAUUCCCCCUGCUACAGCCGCACUUUCUGCCGGUGCUGCCGCUACAGCCGCUCUGGCAGCAGCAGGAUCCUCCCCUGCUCCCCUUUCCGCCCCCCUUCCCCCAUCUCACGCCCCCCUUCCUCCCUCUCAGGCCCCGCUCCCCCCGCCUCAGCCUCCCCUGCCCCUAGCCCAGCCUUCCACACAGUCCCCUAUGGCUGUUACCGCCCCUGCUCCCCUCAACCCUCCUGUGUCAACAACCCAUCAGAUGCAAAGGCAGGGGCUGGGGCAGGGGCAGGGGCAGGGGCAGGGGCAGGGGCAGGGGCAGGGGCAGGCAGCAGCAGCAGCAGCAGCAGCACCACCACCACCAGCAGCAGUGGCGCCACAACCACCACCCGCACUAGCAGCAGGAGCAGGAGGAGCAGGAGGAGCAGGAGGAGCAGGAGGAGGAGGUGGUGAGGUGAAGGGCAGCGGGGCAACAGAUCCCAUGCAAUCCUCUCCAUCGCAGUCCACCGUUCCCGCUGGGGGGCUUUGGCUAGCCAUGCUGGUCCCGCUCGACUCCUACCACGGGCAUCAGCACACCAUCCUGGCAGGGGGGGUGUGGGACGGCAGCAGCGACCAUACACACAAUCAUUUCAACCCAUCUCCACGCCUUGUUCAUACGUGUCUCCCCAUACUCACAGCCAUGGUGGUCCCCAUGGACUUCUACCAUGGGCAUCAGCACACCAUCCUGGCAGUGGGGGUGGAUGGCAGCAGCGGGGCGACCAUGCACGUGUAUCACCCACCUCAUCCCUGCUCCCUGCCCCCUGUGUUUGCCUCCCGUGCUCGUCGUCUCUUCCUAUCAGCCAUGCUGGUCCCCCUCGACUCCUACCACGGGCAUCAGCACACCAUCCUGGCAGUGGGGGUGGACGGCAGCAGCGGGGCCACGUGGAGUGCAGCCAUGGACGGGAGUCUCAUCAUGUGGGGGGGUGAUGGCAAGGGUGCGUCUACGUUUGUGGUCUACCCAAUCUGUGGAACUCUGAUACCCGUCUGCCUCUGCUUGCUUCUUAUCCCCUUCCCUCCCUUCUCCCCUUCCCUCCCUUCUCCCCUUCCCUCCCUUCUCCCCUCUUCCUCCUCCCCCUCCCAAAUGCAGCCACGGAUCGCACUACGUCCCCGUCAGUCUCUCCUGCUCGGAUCGCACUACGUGUGUGGCAUGGAUGGACCUCCUUUACUCUCCCUCCUGUCUGACUUCGACCUGUGUUCUCCUCUUCUACUCCCCUCCCCACUCCAUGCAGCCCCGUCAGUCUCUCCUCCUCGGUUCGCACUAUGUGUGUGGCAUGGACCUCCUCUAUACACCGGUCUCCCUGCUCCUCGCAGCUGCACCAAGGGUGAGUGA
Messenger RNA from Closterium sp. NIES-65, 2553 nucleotides. NCBI's taxonomy places the organism in Eukaryota, Viridiplantae, Streptophyta, Zygnematophyceae, Desmidiales, Closteriaceae. The record is from the annotation of a GenBank genome assembly.